This is a messenger RNA of Solanum dulcamara, 3168 nucleotides long. RefSeq names its product dynamin-related protein 3B-like. NCBI's taxonomy places the organism in Eukaryota, Viridiplantae, Streptophyta, Magnoliopsida, Solanales, Solanaceae. Bases 193 to 2661 code for a protein of 822 amino acids. The record is from RefSeq and is a predicted model, not a curated record. Gene Ontology annotation, cellular component: microtubule; cytoplasm; membrane. Gene Ontology annotation, molecular function: GTPase activity; microtubule binding; GTP binding. The transcript has 20 exons.
UUCAAUUUUCUCGACUAACCCCCGCUUCUCUGUCCCUAAGAUUUUCAAAUUCGUUUCUCUCCACAAAGUUCUCAAACCCCUAAAAACCACUCUCUAGGGUUUCCUUUUUACCGAUCUCACUACAGCUCCACUUCCCGGAGUGCCAAGUAACAUCACAAUCUUACUCACUUCGAUCCGGGUUGACUCACUUUCAUGGCGGAAGAUUCAGUUCCAGUUCCAUCAUCCACCAAUACGGCGCCGUUGGGUCACUCAGUGAUUCCUAUAGUAAACAAGCUCCAAGACAUCUUCGCACAGCUCGGAAGUCAGUCCACGAUUGAGCUGCCUCAGGUAGCUGUCGUCGGUAGUCAGAGUAGUGGAAAAUCCAGCGUUCUGGAAGCCCUUGUCGGUCGUGAUUUCUUGCCUAGGGGUUCUGAUAUCUGUACUCGGCGCCCGCUUGUUCUACAGCUUAUACAGACCAAGCGUAAGCCAGAUGGUACUGAAGACGAAUGGGGAGAGUUUUUGCACCUUCCGGGGAAGCGAUUGUUUGAUUUCAAUGAAAUUCGUAGGGAGAUUCAGGCGGAGACAGAGCGAGAAGCAGGAGUGAAUAAAGGUGUUUCGGAUAAGCAGAUACGUUUGAAGAUUUUCUCACCGAAUGUUCUUGAUAUUACUCUUGUGGAUUUGCCGGGCAUAACAAAGGUCCCUGUUGGCGAUCAGCCUUCUGAUAUUGAAGCCCGGAUCAGAACUAUGAUAAUGUCUUAUAUUAAACUUCCAAGCUGCUUAAUACUGGCUGUAACACCUGCUAAUGCGGACUUAGCCAACUCAGAUGCGCUUCAGAUUGCUGGAAAUGCUGACCCGGAUGGUUAUCGGACCAUUGGAGUAAUCACAAAGUUGGACAUCAUGGAUAGGGGCACUGAUGCUCGUAACUUUUUACUUGGAAAAGUGAUUCCCCUCCGCCUUGGUUAUGUUGGCGUUGUGAAUCGUAGUCAGGAGGAUAUUAGGAUGAACCAGAGUAUUAAGGAUGCACUUAUAGCUGAGGAAAAGUUCUUUCGAAGUCGUCCUGUAUAUAGUGAACUUGCUGAUCGUUGUGGUGUUCCUCAAUUGGCAAAAAAGUUGAACCAGAUUCUAGUGCAACACAUCAAGACAGUUCUUCCAGGAUUGAAAUCACGCAUUAGUGCUGCAUUGGUGUCUGUUGCAAAGGAGCAUGCCAGCUACGGGGAGAUAACAGAGUCCAAGGCUGGUAUGGGAGCACUUCUACUGAACAUUCUUUCCAAGUACAGUGAAGCGUUCUCUUCAAUGAUUGAAGGAAAAAAUGAAGAAAUGUCAACAUCUGAGCUGUCUGGUGGAGCAAGAAUCCAUUACAUCUUCCAGAGCAUAUUUGUGAAGAGUUUGGAGGAGGUAGAUCCUUGUGAAGAUUUAACUGAUGACGACAUCCGAACUGCCAUUCAAAAUGCAACUGGUCCUAAAUCUGCUUUAUUUGUGCCAGAAGUUCCAUUUGAAGUUCUUAUCCGCAGACAGAUAGCUCGUCUAUUAGAUCCAAGUCUUCAGUGUGCAAGAUUUAUUUACGACGAGCUUAUAAAAAUGAGCCAUCGGUGCAUGGUCAAUGAAUUGCAACGAUUUCCUAUUUUAAGAAAACGGAUGGAUGAGGUUAUAGGAUACUUUUUGCGGGAAGGCCUGGAACCUUCAGAGACUAUGAUUGGACACAUUAUUGAGAUGGAGAUGGAUUACAUAAACACUUCACAUCCGAAUUUUGUUGGGGGGAGUAAAGCUGUGGAGAUGGCAAUGCAGCAAGUCAAGUCCAACAGGAUUACUGCAUCUGUUCCGAGGCAGAAAGAUGGAGUGGAUUUAGAGAAAGCGCCAGCAUCUGAAAGAAGUCUGAAGUCGCGUGCUAUUCUUGCUAGACACGCUAAUGGAAUUGUUCCUGAUCAGGUUGCUUGGCCUGCUGCAGAAGAGAAAACGACAACAUCAGGAUCAAAUGUUAGUUCAAGCUGGGGGAUAUCAUCAAUAUUUGGUGGAUCAGACAGUCGUACAUCUGUCAAAGACAAUUCCAUUAGCAAGCCAUUCAGUGAACCUGUCCAGAGCAUGAAUCAUGCUUUCAUCCUCUUGAGAGAGCCACCAAGUGUGCUGAGGCCGUCAGAAACUCAUUCGGAUCAGGAGACUACUGAAAUUGCUGUUACAAAACUGUUAUUAAGGUCAUAUUAUGAUAUUGUCAGAAAAAACAUCGAGGACUCAGUACCUAAAGCAAUCAUGCACUUUCUGGUCAACCACACAAAACGAGAACUCCACAAUGUAUUUAUCAAGAAACUUUACAGAGACAACCUCCUUGAAGAGAUGUUGCAGGAACCUGAUGAGGUAGCCUUGAAGAGAAAGCGCACUCGUGAGACACUUCGUGUACUUCAGCAAGCUUUCAAGACAUUGGAUGAGCUGCCACUUGAAGCGGAGACAGUUGAAAGAGGCUACAGCAUCGGUACUGACCCAACAGGCCUACCAAAGAUUCAUGGUCUUCCAAUAUCAUCCCUGUAUAAUUCCAGUGGCUCAACUGAUUCAUACACUGCUUCUCCUAAAAACCCAAGAUCACGCAAAUCAUCCCAUUCUGGUGAACUACAGUCACCAAUGUAUGCUGGUGCAGAUUCAAAUGGUGGUGGGCGUAAUUCUCUUGGUCUUUAUCCAACAGUUGAUAUGUAGGAGAUUUAUCAAAUGGUUUGGGUUGCUAGGCAUUUGGAACCUCACCCGAUAUGGUGCAAUGAAGAGCCAUUAUAUAUUUGAUUUGUUCUGCCACAAUGAAGAUGAUGUAUGCCGAUUGUUUCACUUUCCCCAAUAUUCUUUAUUUAUAUUGUUCAAAUAGAAUGAUUUUAAGCUAUGCAAGGAAUAAUAAGAAGUCAUCUUCAGCAGGCUGCAGCUAAUUUUUUUGUUUUGUUUUGAUAAUAGCAAGUGCAGCGAGUCUAUUUUAAGGAGUCCUCAUUUGCAUACAAGUUUCCCAAGGAGAGGGAAAUGACAGGAUUUGUAACUUUGACAAAUGAACUUGUAGCACUGUAUAGUUUGCACUUAUUUAGGAAAACAGACUUUUUCUUUUCGGUUCCAGGGAUUUAUAACCCAACUGAGAAAAGUUGUUUAAAAUGAUGUAAUUCAAGACUCUAAUGUGCUUUGAAGUUUUGUUGAUAUGUUUUAAUGUUAUUUUGUUUUUGUGCUUAA